AUGGGUAUCGCGCAAGGAAGUUGAACAAGACUAGAUAAGGGAGCUAUGAUACAUGGUGGAAGGCGCACUCGAGCGUGUCGCGUGUUGACGCUUCUCCUCCCUCACAUACCGCUCGAUUGGGGUUGCGGCGGGUCCAUCGUCACUGCCGCGGCGAACGUCAGGGUUCAUGCGCUAGCGCCGACUCCACCAAAAUUUUGUGACCAUCCGGCGCAAGCCAGUCCAACAACCACCUCAACAUCCGCCAUGGCAGGCACCAAGGACAAGAAGCGCACCAACGGCGUCAAACGCGAGCUGAAUGCGACGAGCGAGCCGCCCACCAAGAAGGCCAAGUUGCUCGACAACACCGACGACGAGGGCUCCGACAGCGAUCAUGGCGGAGUGUCGCUCAAGGUUAACGAGGAAUACGCUCGCAAAUACGAGCACAACAAGAAGCAGGCGGAGAAAUUCCGACUAGAGGAAAAGUACGGCAAGGACAAAGCGUUCGAAAACGGCGGCGACGAAUCCGAAGACUCUGAAGAAGGCGUGGAAGAGGAUGAUGCAGCCGAACUGCUCGAUGAGGAACUAGACCAACAGGUCAAUGCUACUCUCCAGGCUUUGCGCGCAAAAGAUCCUCGCAUCUACAACAAGGAAGCCAAAUUCUACAAGGAACUCGAGGACGGCCAAAAUGACGCAGAUGCAAAGAACAAGGAGCCGUCAAUGACGCUACGAGACUACCAUACCAAGAAUCUACUUGAGGGAAAGUUCACAGUUGAAGACGAGGACGAGGAUGCGCCGCCCAAGACAUACGCACAGGAACAGGAGGAUGCUAGGCAGGAUCUCGUCAAGGCGCUCAAGGAUGCAGAUGAGGAAGAAGAUGAUGACUUUAUCGUCGCGAAACAGAAACCAGAGAAGUCCAAGAACGACCGAGUCAAGAUCACUGCCGAAGAUGUCGAGAAAGCUGACCAAGACCCCGAGACGUUCUUGUCCAAUUUCAUGGCAUCUCGCGCUUGGGUGCCUACACAAUCUGCCCGCUUCCAACCCCUCAUGUCCGACGACGAAGAAGAAGACGCUGCUGCCGAUGAAUGGGAGAACUCAUACAACCUAUACUUUGAGGACACAACUGGCGCAAAUGAGAAAAUCAUGACCUACGCGCGUGAUGCCGUUGCAAGCACUACAGUCCGCCGAGAUGAUAAGACCGGUCGGAAGAAGGCUCGUGAAAUGGCCAGGGCAAAGAGAGAAGCCGAAAAGAGAGAGAAGGAGCAAGACCUUGCACGUCUCCGGAAGCUCAAGGUCGAAGACAUGGAGAACAAGGUCAAGCAAAUUCGCCAGAUCGGAGGUCUCAGCGGCAGGGAUUUCAAGAUAGAGGAGUGGAAGGAUGUGUUGGAAGCCGACUGGUCAGACGAGCAAUGGGAUGCUGAGAUGCAGAAGCGCUUUGGCGAUGCAUAUUACGGCGAGGCUGGCGCCGAAGACGAGGAAGAUGGCGGCAAAAAGAGCAAGAAGCCUAAGAAGCCCAAGUUUGACGAUGAUAUCGACAUCAAAGAUCUCGUCCCUGACUUCAAGGAUGACUCUGACGAAGAGCGACCCGACCUUUCAUCAGACGACGACAUGCCCGAUGCCGGAGCAGAGGACGGCGACGAAGAACAAGAAGAAGCAGAGGCUGGUGCAUCAUCCAAGAAGUCCUCUAAGCAGCGGAAACAAGAACGUGCAGAAGCCAAAUCCACCGCCCGUCGCGAUCGCCGCCUAAUAGAAAACCUCGUCAACCAAAACCUUGAAUACGAGGCAGCACUUGCUUCCAAGCCCUCCAAGGCCGCCUCCCGCUUCCGCUAUCGCGAAACGUCCCCCACGAGUUUCGGUCUGACUGCGCGCGACAUUUUGCUCGCAGAUGACAAGGCGCUGAACGAGUUUGCUGGACUGAAGAAACUAGCAGCGUUCAGAGAUCCCGUUAAGAAGAAAAAGGAUAAGAAGUUCCUCAGUAAGAAGGCGCGUAUCAGGCAAUGGAGACAAGACACGUUCGGCGAUCCGGACGGACCCAAGGGUGGGUUUGAGGCUCUGGUCGGCGAAGAAGAGGCUGCUGCUCCCUCUGGGCGUGAUAAUGGCAAGGACGGCAACAUUGUCGAAGGCGAGAAGAAAAAGAAGAAGAGGAGUCGCAAGAGGAAGGCUGCUGCUGUGGAAGCAUGAUGUUUUCUCUAGCUAGUCUACUUGUAUACCACUGCUUUACCAACUUGAUCCUUUUCGAGCGCA
This is a messenger RNA of Alternaria alternata, 2220 nucleotides long. RefSeq names its product Krr1-domain-containing protein. Gene Ontology annotation, biological process: endonucleolytic cleavage in ITS1 to separate SSU-rRNA from 5.8S rRNA and LSU-rRNA from tricistronic rRNA transcript (SSU-rRNA, 5.8S rRNA, LSU-rRNA). Bases 244 to 2157 code for a protein of 637 amino acids. The record is from RefSeq and is a predicted model, not a curated record. The transcript is spliced from 2 exons. Gene Ontology annotation, cellular component: nucleolus; 90S preribosome. NCBI's taxonomy places the organism in Eukaryota, Fungi, Ascomycota, Dothideomycetes, Pleosporales, Pleosporaceae.